Messenger RNA from Pundamilia nyererei, 2845 nucleotides. RefSeq names its product family with sequence similarity 114 member A2 (gene fam114a2). The coding region runs from base 299 to 1795 and encodes 498 amino acids. The transcript has 14 exons. The record is from RefSeq and is a predicted model, not a curated record. NCBI's taxonomy places the organism in Eukaryota, Metazoa, Chordata, Actinopteri, Cichliformes, Cichlidae.
UUCGUGUUUUUCAUUGUGGCUAACAGCUAGACUUUAAAAACAAAAUAUGACGUGGCUAAUCCGGGUGGAAAAACCACAGCACGAAAAUCUGAGCCAUUAAAGUGUUUGUCAGAAAACUAGAAGUUCCUAAAGGUGUAGAUAUUAAAGUGCAAACCGAAACAAUAAAAGGCGGUUCUUAUUUUUAAUUUGGAAGCGGAAACUACUAGAACUAUUAGCUGAUUGAGCUAACGUCACCUGCUAACAUUACGACUUUGACAGCUGAGCAGGAGAAAAGGUAUGCACUGAGACAUUUGGUAACAUGUCAGACAGUGAAGCUUCUUGUGCAGCAGCCGAGGGUGCAGAGGCAGCGCCGGAAAAGCAGAAUGUCUCUCCCGCUCGUACCCCUGACAGCUCCUCUCCAUCCACACCUGACAUCUCCACUGAUGUAGCUCCGACGAGAAAAGCCAGGAGGAGGCCAGAAACCCAGCCUGCGGCCAAAGUUCAGGAGACUCCAAAAGAGGAUGAGCAGCCAGCAGAGACAUCCAAUCAGUCGACCGUGUCUCAGGGUGGCUGGGGUUACUGGGGCAGCUGGGGCAAAUCCAUCUUAUCCACAGCAACAGCUACUGUGACCACUGUGGGCCAAGGUAUCACUCAGGUGAUCGAGAAGGCUGAGACAUCACUGGGAAUCCCCAGUCCAACCGAACUGUCAGCUCAGGUGGAGGAAGAAGAGAAACAGAAGGUGUCUUCUCCUGUAGAUGGCACCAGCAUGGAGCCCGACAAAGCAGUAGAUGAAUCGUCAGCAGUGGGAAGUGCGAUGGGAAUGUUGUCGUCACUCAGUAGCGUCGUCCAGAGCACGGGUAAGACCGUGAUAACAGGAGGUCUAGAUGCUCUUGAGUUCAUUGGGAAGAAGACGAUGGACGUGAUAGCAGAAGGUGAUCCUGGCUUCAAAAAGACCAAAGGACUGAUGAGACGGAACGCCACUCUCUCUCAGGUGCUGAGGGAGGCGAAGGAGCGAGAGGAGCUGCAGUCAGCAGACAAAGACUCGGCAAAUUCAGACAAGAAGGUGGUCGCUCACUACGGGAUGCUGUUUGAUGAAUUUCAGGGUCUGUCACACCUUGAAGCUCUGGAGAUUCUGUCUCGAGAGAGUGAGUCAAAGGUGAAGUCGGUGCUCUUGACUCUAUCAGGAGACGAGCUGGUUGAGCUCAGAGAUGAGCUCGACCAAAUCAAAAGCUCCUUCUCCCUGGUGGAGUUCGAUGAUGAGGAAGUUGAUGAGAGUAAAGAUGAAGACGGAUCAGAGUUUGAGAGGGAGUUAAAGGAGGCCAUGGAGGGCCUCAGUGUUUCUGCAACUGCAGACAAACUCAGCAAGGCCUGUAAGAGCUCCGCCAGCCUGAUUAGUGAGCUGACCAAACAGCAUGUGGAAACAGAUGUAAAUGAGGAGGAUGUGAAGAAGCAUAGUGUGGAGGAGGUUCAUGCUGCAGCUAUCAGGAGUCUGGCCGAGCUGACGGCCAGAUCCAUCGAGCUUUUCCACAAACUGGCUGAGAUGAUCCUUUUCUCCAAUGGCAGUGCAGACGCCAGCGUCCUGUCACAGUUAACUGUUGUCCUGUGUAAAGAAAUCUCACUGCUGUCCAAGAAGUUUACUUCCUGCCUGACAGCAGCAGGGUCAAACGAGAAGGGAGAAGUCCUCAACCCCCUGAUAACAGGAGUAUUUUUAGAGGCAUCCAACAGUGCAUCUUACAUCCAGGAUGCCUUCCAGCUCCUUAUGCCGAUAUUGGAGAUAUCUCACAUCGAGAGGAGAGUUCAGCUUACGCAGCAGUGACCCGCUAACCUGACCUCUGACCUCCACCACAGCCACUAAGCUGGGGCUCAGAGUCUCAGCAGAGAACUGACAUAUCUUUAAAAUGUUUAAGUUGUCUGGUUUUUCAGCUCAAGACAAAAUCUACUUUGAGAUUAGGAGAGAAAAUGUUUUCUUGUCAAACAGUGUUACCUUUCUGCGCAUUGCUGGUUUAUUUGGACUGGAUGUUAUAUGAAGUCAUUGGCGUACAGAAGAAGAAGAACAGUGUGGAUUUAUAAUGAACGCAGAACAAUUUUUUCUUUCAUUGCACAAAAUACACUACCUUUUCUUGGGUGUUAUUCAUUCACUUAGUUCAGGCAUCUCAUACAGGAUACCAACCAGUGAUAACUUGUUUCCAAAAGAACAUCUUAACAAAAUAAAUGGUAAGAUGUAGACAUGAGGCUUCACUCUUACUGCAAAGCAAAUCAUUGCUGGUCCUGGAGCAGCUGGACUCUAAGUGUGUUUGCUAAAAUCUUCAAGACGCACAAUAAUUUUAGUUUUUGGCAACUUGUCCUUAAAUCAGGGGCAGACUGAAUGUGAUAAGCCUGCAGUUCUGUUGCUUUUUGGCUAACUGAAGGAUGAUAUUUGGAGUUUUCUUUCCCUUUGUUUUAAACCCACAUCCUUCUAGGUUUACAUCCAAUAUCAAUUUUAAAUUUUGCACCAUCGCAUGUCAGCACUCGUUCUAGCCAACGUCUCUUUUUCUCUAUAGACAGCCUCAGAUUUAAAGAAGACUUUGAGCCAACAUUUCUUUUACGACUGCACCACUUUUACUAGAUUUGAUAGAAAAGUCGUGGAGCAUUUAAAAAAAAAAGACCAACAAGCUGGUCACAUAGCUUCAGUAGUUUACAUUAAUGCCCUUGCAUUCUGUAAGAGCAUUUUAAAUAAACCUUUAAGAAAUCGUCUAAAUGUUUAAGCGAUGCUGAGUUGAGAUUCAGAGUUGCAGUUUGUUUAGGAGAAAUAGAAUAAUAAAUCUUGAAAGGGACGUAUUAUUUUCAUUUCCUGCUCUAUACUUUUGGUCUCUUUUUAAGCAGCUUU